CAAGCAAGAAGAAGACCAUUUCAUAAGCCCCCAUAACAUUCUUCUCAGCUUCUUACAACUUUUCCCGCGGAUUUGAAAUUUCCCAGCAAACCCCAUUCAUAUUUUCUAUUUCACGCAUUUUGGUUUACCUUCCUUCUUUGUUUUCUGGGAAACUAGUUGAAUUUUGUUUGAGUUGAAAAUAUAACCAUCAUAAUUAACAAGCCCAAAAGCCAAAUGCCGCGUAUUUCCUAGAAACCAAAGUCAAGAAAAUGCGAGAUCCAAAACCAAGUCUUUGUUCAAAGCCCUUCUUCUUCUUCUUCUCCUUGUUUAGAGAACAUUCAAAUACGCGCAUAUUUCAUUCAAACCUUUCCUCUAUUUUAUGACCUGAACCUCUUUUGAUCAUUAUAUUCUCUCUUUUGGUUUUCUGCACAAAGAAUAUAUAGCUUUUUGGGUGCUAAGCUUUUGUAGAUUACAAAACUGGGUUGGUGCUGCUUAUAUUGUCCAAACCUCUGCGCUUGCUUCUCUUACUCUUUCUGGGUUCUUUUUUCUUUUUCCUCUAGCUCUAGAUUCUUUAUUUCAUUUAUUCUUUCUCCUCUGUCCAGUAUUCAAAUUUUUUAAUUACUAAAUUACUGGGGUUCUGAGCUUCUUGUUCUGGGUCUCUGUGUUUAAUAUUUGUGACCUUUUGGGUCUCUGUGGUCCUCCUUGAACAAAGAAGCUGUUUUUACAGUGAGGAUUAUUUGCUCAAGUACUUAAUUUUCAGUUGAUUGAGUGGGUUCUGGUUCUGGUUCUGGUUCUGGGUUUUGAACUGGUUUCGUUUGAAACAAAGUUGCAAUUAUUAAAGUCUCGACCUUUUUAGGUUGGCAUUAAUUUUGUGUUGUCAGUGGAGGAGGAGAAAAUAUGAGGAGUGGUGGGAGAAAGAGAAGGCUGCAUUUCAGCAAGAUCUAUUCUUUCACUUGCGGUAGAGCUUCUUUGAAGGAGGAGCAUUCACAGAUUGGAGGGCCAGGAUUUUCCAGAGUGGUUUUCUGCAACGAACCGGAUUCGUUUGAGGCCGGGAUUCGAAACUAUGCAGUUAAUUAUGUCAGCACUACUAAGUACACACUCGCUACAUUCUUUCCCAAGUCUUUGUUUGAGCAGUUCAGGAGGGUAGCUAACUUCUUCUUCUUGGUCACUGGCGUUUUGGCCUUCACUCCUCUGGCUCCGUAUUCAGCUGUCAGUGCCAUAAUUCCUCUGAUCAUCAUCAUUAGCGCCACGAUGGUGAAGGAGGCGAUCGAAGAUUGGCGUCGAAAACAGCAGGAUAUUGAAGUGAACAAUAGAAAGGUUAAAGUGCAUAAGGGUAGUGGCAAUUUUGAUUAUACUGAAUGGAAGAAUCUGAGAGUGGGAGAUAUAGUGAGAGUGGAAAAGAAUGAAUUCUUUCCAACAGAUCUCCUGUUACUUUCGUCCAGUUACGAAGAUGCAAUCUGCUAUGUUGAGACAAUGAACCUUGAUGGGGAGACAAACUUAAAGUUGAAACAAGCAUUGGAGGUAACUUCACCGUUACAGGAGGACACCAGCAUCAGCAAUUUUCAUGCCAUGGUGAAAUGUGAGGACCCAAAUGCAAAUUUGUACUCAUUUGUCGGAACUAUGGAGUUUGAAAAGCAGCAGUAUCCCCUCUCUCCUCAACAGCUUCUUCUCAGAGACUCUAAACUCCGAAAUACAGACUACAUAUACGGAGUGGUUAUCUUCACCGGUGUUGAUACAAAGGUUAUUCAAAACUCUACUCCCCCUCCUUCAAAAAGAAGCAGAGUUGAGAAGAAGAUGGAUCAAAUUAUCUACGUCUUGUUUGGUGUUUUAUUUACAUUGGCAUCAGUUGGAUCCAUUUUCUUUGGCAUUACAACCAAAGAUGACAUAAACAAUGGGAUCAUGAAAAGGUGGUAUCUGAAGCCAGAUAGUUCUGAAAUUUUCUAUGAUCCCAAAAAGGCUCCUGUUGCAGCAAUUUAUCACUUUUUGACUGCUCUGAUGUUAUAUACCUACUUCAUCCCUAUCUCCUUGUAUGUGUCAAUCGAAAUUGUUAAAGUUCUUCAGAGCGUCUUCAUCAAUCAAGAUAUUCACAUGUACUAUGAAGAAGCUGAUAAACCAGCACAUGCCCGUACCUCAAACUUGAAUGAAGAACUUGGCCAAGUUGACACAAUUCUUUCAGACAAGACUGGAACUCUGACAUGCAAUUCAAUGGAGUUCAUCAAAUGUUCUGUGGCUGGAACAGCUUACGGCCGUGGUUUUACUGAGGUUGAGAGGUCUAUGGGCAGGCGAAAUGGUUCACCAAUUCAUGAAGCUGUAAGUGGUGGGAAUGAAACAACGACACCCGUUAAAGGCUUUAAUUUUAAAGAUGAAAGGAUCAUGAAUGGAAAUUGGGUUGAUGAGCCUCAUGGAGAUCUCAUCCAGAAAUUUUUCCGCUUAUUAGCAGUCUGCCAUACAGCCAUUCCAGAAGUUGAUGAUGUAACUGGGAAGGUUAUGUAUGAGGCUGAGUCUCCUGAUGAAGCAGCAUUUGUGAUUGCAGCAAGAGAACUUGGUUUUGAAUUCUAUAAAAGGACACAAACAAGCAUAUCAGUGAGAGAAUUGGACAGAGCCUCUGGAAAGAAAGUUGAUAGGUUGUACACUCUCCUGAAUGUGUUAGAAUUCAACAGCUCAAGGAAACGAAUGUCUGUGAUUGUAAGAAAUGAGGAAGGAAAAGUACUAUUGCUCUGUAAAGGUGCUGACAAUGUCAUGUUUGAAAGACUUGCCAAAAAUGGUAGGGAGUUUGAAGAAGAGACCAAGGAGCAUUUAAAUGGGUAUGCUGAUGCAGGGCUAAGGACUUUGAUACUUGCCUAUCGUGAACUUCAGGAAGAUGAAUACAGAGAGUUUAAUGCAAAAUUUAUCAAGGCCAAGAACUCAAUUGGUGCAGACCGUGAAACAUUGAUUGAUGAAGUAACAGAUAAUGUUGAAAAAGAUCUAAUUCUUCUUGGUGCGACAGCUGUUGAGGACAAACUUCAAAAUGGGGUUCCCGAUUGCAUCGACAAGCUUGCCCAAGCAGGAAUUAAGAUUUGGGUUUUGACUGGAGACAAGAUGGAAACUGCCAUCAACAUUGGGUUUGCCUGUAGCUUACUUAGACAAGGAAUGAAACAGGUUAUGAUAAAUUUGGAGUCUCCAGAAAUUAAGGUGCUGGAAAAGGAAGGAGAUAAGGAUGCCAUUACCAAGGCAUCAAGAGCACGUGUCUUCCAUCAGAUAACCAAGGGAAAGGCCCAGCUUACAGCAUCAAGUGGGGGAUCCGAGGCAUAUGCAUUGAUCAUUGAUGGAAAAUCUCUUGCUUAUGCUCUUGAGGAUGAUAUAAAGUCAUUGUUUCUAGAGCUUGCAAUGGGCUGUGCAUCUGUUAUUUGUUGCCGUUCGUCCCCAAAACAGAAAGCACUGGUCACUAGACUGGUCAAAUCUGGAACUGGGAAAACAACUCUUGCGAUUGGUGAUGGCGCCAAUGAUGUGGGAAUGCUCCAAGAAGCAGAUAUUGGGAUUGGAAUUAGUGGUGUUGAAGGAAUGCAGGCGGUCAUGUCAAGUGAUAUUGCGAUUGCACAAUUUCAAUAUUUGGAGCGUCUGCUGCUUGUGCAUGGACAUUGGUGUUACAGGAGGAUCUCAUCAAUGAUUUGCUACUUCUUCUACAAGAACAUCACAUUUGGUUUAACUAUCUUCUUAUAUGAGGCAUCCACAUCCUUCUCUGGACAACCUGCAUACAAUGACUGGUUUUUAUCACUGUAUAACGUAUUCUUCUCAUCGCUUCCAGUGGUUGCCAUGGGAGUUUUCGACCAGGAUGUUUCUGCACGAUUUUGUCUCAAGUUUCCUCUAAUAUACCAAGAAGGGGUGCAAAAUGUUCUCUUCAGCUGGCGUAGAAUAAUCGGUUGGAUGUUGAAUGGAUUAACAAGUGCAGUGAUUAUUUUCUUUUUCUGCAUGAAAGCGCUACAACCAUAUGCCUUCAAUCAGGAUGGGAAAACUGCUGGGAAGGAUAUUCUAGGAGCAACAAUGUACACAUGCAUCGUUUGGGUUGUGAACUUGCAGAUGGCACUUGCCAUAAGUUACUUCACCUUGAUACAACACCUUUUCAUCUGGGGUUCCAUUGUUCUCUGGUAUCUUUUUAUGUUAGCAUAUGGAGCCAUGUCACCCACGCUCUCUACCAAUGCAUACAAAGUCUUCGUCGAAACCCUUGCCCCCGCCCCUUCUUUCUGGCUUAUUACAUUGCUUGUGCCAAUCUCAGCUCUACUCCCAUAUUUCACAUACUCAUCACUUCGGAUGCGGUUCUUUCCUUUGUAUCAUGAAAUAAUACAAUGGAUUAGGUACGAGGGGCGGUCAAAUGAUCCAGAGUUUUGUGAUAUGGUGCGGCAGAGAUCUUUGCGGCCAACAACCGUGGGUUUCACAGCACGGUUAGCUGCUAAGACCAACAUUAUAAGAAGAUAGAUGAUAGCCAUAGGUUUUGUUUUUGGAAUGGUUAGGUUUCAGAGAAUACACGCCUCAAUGAAUCUCUGCCACUUUUCGUGGUUCUGCACCUUGUACAUGUUUGGGUUGCAUAUAUAGAAGAUACAACAUUUUUGGUUCUACUUGUAGGAGUAGACCCUGUAGUCUGGAGAUACUUAGCUAGAUAUGUACAGAAGCAGCACUAUGCAGCUGUAAAUAUUAUGGUGUUAGGUUCUUUAGAGAAUGUAAAGCUGUAUUAAUGCCCAUUUGGGGCCAUGCUUUGUUUCUUUCAGUAGAUACAUUAUAAGAAGUGAAAGUACUCAUUGUAGAUCUCAAUAAAUUUGCUUUUUCUUGAA
Rosa rugosa (rugosa rose) is the source of this 4784-nucleotide messenger RNA. RefSeq names its product putative phospholipid-transporting ATPase 9. Gene Ontology annotation, molecular function: ATP hydrolysis activity; ATPase-coupled intramembrane lipid carrier activity; ATP binding. The transcript is spliced from 9 exons. NCBI's taxonomy places the organism in Eukaryota, Viridiplantae, Streptophyta, Magnoliopsida, Rosales, Rosaceae. Gene Ontology annotation, cellular component: plasma membrane. Bases 877 to 4431 code for a protein of 1184 amino acids. Gene Ontology annotation, biological process: phospholipid translocation. The record is from RefSeq and is a predicted model, not a curated record.